AGCGUAGUCGACACGUGCUGCGGUUUACUUCCGGGUGAGAGCUCGUCCUCUGGGUGCAGCGCAAUCAUGGGCAAUGUGUUGGCUGCCAGUUCUCCCAGUCCACCUCCUCCAGUGCAGGCCAGGCCAGGACUGGUUUCUGUCCCUGCUGGCUUCGCCAUGCCGUCUGUCUCCCCAGUCUCUCCUGCUUCCUCUGGGCAAAAGGAGUGCGAGCCACAGCUACCCAACCCAGGUGCUUUUGAGGAGUUUCAUCGAAAAUGCAAAGAUGUGUUUCCCGUGCUGACGGAAGGAGUUCGGCUAACAGUCAACAAGGGCCUCAGCAGCUUUUUCCAGGUCAAUCACACCAUCAUGCUAAGCACCUUGGGAGAUUCCAGUUACAGAUUUGGUGCUACGUAUGUCGGGACCAAGCAGACAGGACCUGCAGAGGCAUUUCCAGUUCUGGUGGGUGACAUGGACAACAGUGGGAGCCUCAAUGCACAGAUUAUUCACCAAAUAAGCAACAGAGUGCGCUCCAAACUGGCCUUCCAGACGCAGCAGCAAAAGUUUGUCAACUGGCAAGGAGACGCUGAGUUUAAAGGAGAAGACUUCACAGCUACAGUAACUGUAGGAAACCCAGACAUGGUGGUAGGAUCAGGCAUUGUUGUAGCUCACUAUCUCCAGUCGAUCACUCCGUCCUUGGCACUGGGAGGAGAGCUGGUGUACCACCGCCGGCCUGGUGAAGAGGGGACGGUCAUGUCUUUGGCGGGACGAUAUACAGGUUCUAAUUUCAUUGCCACACUGACCCUCGGAGGUGCUGGUGCACAUGCAUCCUAUUAUCACAAAGCCAAUGAGCAGCUGCAGGUUGGUGUGGAGUUUGAAGCCAGUACUCGAAUGCAAGAAACAAAUGUAUUGUUGGGUUACCAGUUGGACGUCCCCAAGGCCAAUCUGCUGUUUAAAGGUUCGAUAGACAGUAACUGGGUCGUAGGAGCAACGCUGGAAAAAAAGCUGCAGCCUCUUCCCCUGUCUUUGGCACUUUGUUCUUUCCUGAACCAUCGUAAAAACAAGUUCCAGUGUGGGUUUGGCGUGACCAUCGGUUGAAACGCCUGAACAGAGGCUGAAACUCUCAUACUGACGUUUUCGGGAUCGGCAGCAUGUGGACACUCGCACAAAGUGCACCAUCAGUAUCAGUUUUUUUUAAAAUAUGAAUGUUUCAUCUACUGUUUAUAUCGAAUGAAGAAUCCAGGAAGUAGCUGCAGUGUGAUUUUAAUUAUUCAGACAUAUAUUCCUGCAAUGUCCACUUCAUAAACCAUCUUUCAAAAAAAAAAAACCAAUGUUAAUUCCUGAAUGAGGAAAUAUUGAGUAAACAGUCUGAAAGGAUCAUCAGUCAGCAAUACGGUAAAAUAAUCAAUCCUUUCUUAUUUUAGGUAUUUAAAGAGUGAUUGUAGUCUUGUUUGUGUGGGGUUGGGGUUUUUUUUUUAAACUUGUAUUUGUAUCUAAAUUAAGCAUUUAUUUCUUUCGUUACGUUCUCUUUCAUUUCUGCCAUUUCUUUUACGAACCUUGCAUAUUAAAAUGGUUAACUGACUCUACACAAAUACGGUUUCAUAUAUAAAUCAGUGGUUUUGUAAUCAUUUGAUUACAAAUGAGUAGGUUUUGAGCGGGGUAGAAGAAUUUAGUUGCUCUUUAACGAUGUACAGCACCAGUCGAAAGUUUGGACGCAGUUUCUAAUUCACUGUUUUUUGUUUCUUUAUUUUUAUUAAUUGAGAUGCUUCAUGAUUUGAUGUCAUUUCUCUCUUUACUUAGUCGAGCGGUUCUUGACAUAAUAUGGAUUACUACAGGUGUGGUGUGGAAUAGGGCUAUUUACUGUAUUAUUUACGGUUUGAUCUCAAACACAUUAAGGAGGCAAGAAACUCGUCCACUAAUUAUGGGUUGUUUUACAAUCAGGGUACAAAGUUUGUGUCACAGGGGUCCAAAAUUCAAAUUGAUUCAAACUGGUUCUUGUACCAGUUUUUAAGUGAAGGACAAGUUAAAGAACAGAUUUCAGGUGAUUUUUUGACGUGUGUGUAUGGUAGUUUUGUGUAAUCUGCUAUAAGAUGGGAGAAACAAAUGAAGUGAUUCUCGGAGAGGACUUUUUUUUUUGACAAUUCAGAAUCCACGACUUCCAUAGUGCUUUUAAAUAUAAGGCUGUAAGCUUUGUGUUAGUCGUCUCUAAUAUUUAUGUCCCAAUAUCUUGACCACAUUUUAGGAUGAAAAUAAUCAUUUUAGAUAUGUUAUUUUAUAUUGAAAAAUUAGCUGUCUCGGAGAGGACAUUUUUUUGACAUAAUUCCAUACUAAUUUGAUCAAAAUAGUCUGAAAACUUACUGGCAUUCAACAUUAAAACUUAACUAUGUUUCCAAUGAUAUGGAACCAAAUAUGUGUUUUAUGGUAUAAAGAGUGAUUUAAGUGCAUCCCUUUUGGAGCUACCUGUGGUCAAAAAAGCACUUUUUCUAAAUGACACGAGUAAUUUUGCUAAAUAUGACACACAUUGCCAUACAUUCACCAAAAAUAACGUCAUCACCAAAUUGUUUCUUGCAUGGUAAAUGGAGCUAUCACAGGGCUACAAUAAACAACCAAGUUUAUUUAGUCAAGCCUUUUGAUAUUGAAGAUAAGUGUUAAAUGUGAUUUUUAGCUUGCGUACCCUGAUUGUAAAACAACCCAUAAGUUUUGACGAGGCACAGCUGUUAAUUCCAGGCGACUACCUCAUGAAGCUGGUUAAGAUGAUGCCAAUAAGUGUGUAAAUUGUCAUCAAGGUAAACGCUGCAUACUUUGAAGAAUCUAAAAUAUGAAUUUUUUUUUUUAAACGCCGUAAUUCCAUAUGUUCCAUGUGUUAUUUCAUAGUUUUGAUGUCUUCAGUAUUGUUCUACAAUGUACAACAGUGUCAAAAUGAGUAUGGGAUGUACAAACUUUUGACUGGUACUGUAUAUACUCACACUUUUAUGAGUAAAAGGAGGAGGAUGUCAGCUUCAAUAAGAAUGUUCAUAAUGUCUGUCUGUCUGUCUGUUCAUUGAGGCUUUGUGAAGAACAGUGUCACUGACGUGUGUGUGAAUGUUUUCCCAGAAAGAAAACCAACUUCACGCUCCAAAAUGGAACCAAAUCUCAGUCAUUAUUGUACAGAUGUUCUAUGCUCUUCCCAUUUCAGUAAUCCUGAUAUAUGCAAUGAAUAUAUUUCUUCAGUGUUUUGCCUUCAGUCUUCAGAAGUGGCUCUUGAACGCUCCUCAUAACCUUCUGGUCACAAGAACAGAACCUCAAUCACUGAGUCACUGUCCUUUAUUAAAUGAAUAAAAAGUAUACAAGAGUCUUGCAAUCAAA
Messenger RNA from Neoarius graeffei (lesser salmon catfish), 3321 nucleotides. RefSeq names its product translocase of outer mitochondrial membrane 40 homolog, like (gene tomm40l). The record is from RefSeq and is a predicted model, not a curated record. The transcript is spliced from 10 exons. Gene Ontology annotation, biological process: protein import into mitochondrial matrix. Lineage: Eukaryota; Metazoa; Chordata; Actinopteri; Siluriformes; Ariidae. Gene Ontology annotation, cellular component: mitochondrial outer membrane translocase complex; mitochondrial outer membrane. Gene Ontology annotation, molecular function: transmembrane protein transporter activity. Bases 67 to 1074 code for a protein of 335 amino acids.